Messenger RNA from Diutina rugosa, 402 nucleotides. RefSeq lists its product as uncharacterized. Gene Ontology annotation, biological process: succinate metabolic process; mitochondrial respiratory chain complex II assembly. Gene Ontology annotation, cellular component: mitochondrion; mitochondrial intermembrane space. NCBI's taxonomy places the organism in Eukaryota, Fungi, Ascomycota, Pichiomycetes, Serinales, Debaryomycetaceae. The record is from RefSeq and is a predicted model, not a curated record. The coding region runs from base 1 to 402 and encodes 133 amino acids. The transcript has a single exon.
AUGAGACCGUCGCUCACUUUACUUGUGCGGCCCCGGCGGCCCGUACGCGACACUCCGCCGCUAUUACCGCCACUCCAGCUCUACCGUCGCAUCCUCAGAGCCCACGCUAAGCAGCUCCCGCCCGAUAUGCGCUACUUGGGCGACCUGUACGUCAAGGCCGAGUUCAAGCUGCACAAGGACACCGACAACCCGUUGUAUAUAGUUGGUUUCCUUACUCAGUGGCAGGACUACCUCCGCCAGCUUGACACUGGUGAGUGGGCCCAGGGGAAGAUGCUGAAGCACGACUUCGACAAAAUGCUGCCGGAACAGGUGCACCAGUUGUAUGAGCUCAUGCAGGCGACCCAGCUGAUCGGUGAAGACGACGAUGCGGGCGACAGUGGUCCCGUCCCCGUGUCGAAGUAA